AUGCGCACGAUGCGAUUCGUGGCUCUCUCCUUCGUGCUCGGCUUGGCAGCUCAAACACUCGCCAAUCCCAUCCCCACAUCGCCCGAAGAGAAAUGGGUCGAUGUAGCCGCCGAGCAAGGUGGCCGGCUUCCUGCCCUCAACGCCCCGUCUCAAGGUCUCAAGCCAGAGCACGGCCCAGCGGGUAGACGCGGCGCAGUAGCUACCGAGAUCGAUGUAUGCUCCAACGUGGGCGCAGAUCUUCUCAAGCGUGGCGGAAGCGCUGCCGAUGCGGCCAUUGGGGCAUCGCUCUGUGUCGGUGUAGUCGCAGCUUUCCACAGUGGCAUCGGGGGUGGAGGCUUCGCCUUGAUUCGCACCGCCCAUGGACACUACUCGGAGGUCGACUUCCGCGAGACUGCCCCAGCAUUGUCCAACCAGACGAUGUAUGAGGAUACAAACAAGUCUUCGACCAUCGGUGGCUUGUCGGUAGGCACGCCAGGAGAGCUUCGAGGCUGGGAAGCUCUGCAUGCCAAGCAUGGCCAGUUGCCAUGGAAGGCUAUCUUUCAGCCUGCCAUUCAGAUCGCCAGGUACGGCUUCAAGGUUCCCUCUCAACUCUCCGUCUCCAUCACCCAAUACGCUGACAAGCUGCUUUGCAAGGAACCUCUGUGGGCAGAAGUGUACUGUCCAGGAGGCAAAGCUGCUCAGCUCGGCGACACGAUCAAACGGGUCCGCUAUGCGGACACGCUCGAGAUCAUUGCCGAGCAGGGUGUCGAUGCAUUCUACCAUGGUCCCAUCGCGAACAGGACAGUAGCGACUGUACAAGCUUCCGGAGGAAUCCUCACAAAGGCUGAUCUGGCCGCUUACAAGGUGGUUCAUCGUAGGCCUGCGCACAUUCAGUAUGGAAAGCACAAGGUCGUAUCCACUGUUGCUCCAUCCAGUGGAACUGUCGUUCUGAAUACCCUCAAUGUCAUUGGCCAAUACGAGGAUCUUCAAGAAGUUGGGACCAACCUCACGACUCACCGCCUCAUUGAAGCUACCAAGUGGGCAUAUGCUACACGCGCACACCUCGCCGAUCCUGACUUCAUCAAGAAUGUCAGCCAGAUCGAGUGGAAAAGUAUCACGGACGAAUCUGCACGCAAAAUCAAAGCCGAGAUUCGUGACGACAAGACCUUUCCUCCUGCGCACUACAAUCCCGAGCGUAUUGACAUCUUGACGGACUCUGGCACCUCGCAAUUGUCGGUCGUGGCAGCCGAUGGCUCCGCCGUCACCCUCACUACCACGAUCAAUCUCAUCUGGCGCUCGCAGCUCGUUACCCCAGACGGGAUCAUUCUCAACGAUGAGAUGGACGAUUUCUCCAGACCCGGCGGCAGCAACGCCUUCGGUUAUGUCGCUGCUAGCGCCAACUUCAUCAAGCCCGGCAAGCGUCCAUUGAGCUCCAUCUCGCCCGUCAUUGCCGAAAAGGAUGGCCAGAUCUCCUUUGCGCUUGGAUCGGCCGGUGGAAGCCGUAUCAUCACUGCAAACAUCAUCAACAGCUUCAACGCUCUCAAUGGCGUUGAUUUGCAAGACUCCUUGGCUCAACCUCGGUGGCAUGACCAGCUCCUUCCAGCUACGACGGUGCUGGAAUGGGCAGACUCGGACCCAAAGAUUCCAGGUUGGGUGGGGUACAGCAACAGCACGGCUGCUUUCCUUGCUGGGUUGGGUCACAACAUCAGCUACGCUGCCCCAGGCUCUAGCACUGCCCAGGGAGUUCAGCGCAAAGAGAGCGGACUUGUCAAGGGAGCUCACGAGCCCCGUCAGCUUUCAAGCGGUGCUGCUGGCGUCUGA
This is a messenger RNA of Ceraceosorus guamensis, 1800 nucleotides long. RefSeq names its product gamma-glutamyltranspeptidase. Bases 1 to 1800 code for a protein of 599 amino acids. NCBI's taxonomy places the organism in Eukaryota, Fungi, Basidiomycota, Exobasidiomycetes, Ceraceosorales, Ceraceosoraceae. The transcript has 7 exons. The record is from RefSeq and is a predicted model, not a curated record. Gene Ontology annotation, cellular component: plasma membrane. Gene Ontology annotation, biological process: glutathione catabolic process. Gene Ontology annotation, molecular function: glutathione gamma-glutamate hydrolase.